AUGGCCUCCUUCCGCCCAGAGCGUCGAGCUCCAGGGGACUAUGGUGACAUGAAGGGCAUCACACAGGAUGAAAUAUCCAAGCUUCAAAAGGCCAUGAAGCAGAAGCAGUUUCGCGACCAUAUCGAUGAGUACACUCGGGAGGUCUCAGACCCUGCUCAUCGACAAGAGUACUUGGAUUACUUGGCCCAGAUCGAGGCCCUAAGGGGUGGAUGUCAAAGGCCAAAGGAGAAAUGCCAGAAGGACAGCAGCUCCUUCGUUGUCAGCCUGGCCUUUGCGUAUCGAGAUAUGGACAAGGAGGGUCCAAAGUUUUCCGUCGACACUCCCGCACCGCGGCCGCAGAUGAUGGCCGUGGAGAUGCAAGCGCUGACUCCAGAGGAGCGCGAGCGCCGUCGGCAGCUUGCGGCUGAAAAGGCCCAAGAGCGACAAGAUGUGUCUAUGGCACGCGGCAUUGGCAACACAAGCAAGGUGAAAAGCUUGCAGGAGCGUGGCGAAAAGGACAUGCUCUUGGGCCGUUUGGAGGAGCUCUAUGCCAAGUCUGGCGAGGAGUUGCCAAUGCACGUGCGAAUGUUGAGCCUGCAACAGCUGCUUGCCUGUGAUCAUAGCAUUGGCAUAGCAAUGCCAUGUUUUGAUAUGUUUCGCAGCGUUGAAGGUGGUUGGAGGUUGUUGGAGGUGGUCGCUGCAAAGGCAGAUCAGGUUCAUACAGACAGGCUAGACGAUAUGCAGCUCAUCAAGGCGGAGAGUGGUGAGGGCCAGCAGGUCCACCUGCCUUACAGCCUUUCACCUCCACGACCUGAUCGCGAUCAGAAGGAUGAGUAUUGCAUGACCUGCGACUUUGCUGUCAGCACUGGAACCUUCCAGCGGGCGGCACAGAACUCGCAGAUCCUGAAGCUUCUGAUUGACACUGCAGCUGACGGUUUGUCGCAACAGUUUCUGAAAGGUCACGAGGAGGUUAGCAAAGAUUAUAAAGUGAUGCAGCGCAUGGCCUGCAAAGGAGGUCAGCCGAUGCCAAUGUCUGUUCGAGCAGAGCUGUUAAAGAAAGGUGCAAAGUCUCAGGCACCAAAGACCGUGCCGAACAAGGACGCCAUCACACCAGCAGAGUUGAAAGAGAUGCGCCAAGAGGCCAAACGGAAGAAGAUGUCUGGAGUCCCUCAGGAGGGUAAAGAAGAGGAGGCCGCACUCUCAGUCUGUGAGGCCGCAAACAGCUGCCACAUUGGCCACUUGUCCAGUAUCAUGAGGUGGUUCCAGGCAGAAUACGUGUUCCACAGCAUCGGUCAUGAAGCUCAGGGCUUCAGAAGUUGUGUUUUCUGGUUGCUGAUUCAGGAGGAGAAGCAUAGGCUGUCGGAUGCAGAUCAGCAGCUGUUCGAAAAGGUUCAGGAGACUCGACACUUCAUCAAUGGACAGUUGAUUGAGGUGAUCGAGGUCCUGUCCGAAAAGGUGGAUGAGAAUCGACGGGAGAUUCGGAACUUGGCAGAGAUGACUCAGAAGAGCUUGAAGCAAAUCCGCCAAAAGGUCAACCAGCACAGUGACCAGCUUGGCGAAGCGGAGGACUUGGCAGAAGUAGAGCUGCCACUUAUUGGUGCUGCUGUGGCACAAGGUGAGGCUAGCCAAGCUCACAAAAUUGAGCAGCUGGCCCAUCUGGCCAAACUGCUGCAGAUGCAGCAGCAAAUGGAUGUGAAGAUGGAAAAGAUGCUGAAUCGCUCUCAUCACAGAGUGAAAGAGGAGAUUGCCCAGCUCAAAGGCAAAGUCAGCCAAGUCAACAAGACGAACCAACGACUUCAACAAAAGCUGCUGCAGAAUGAAAGGGGUGCUUCAUCAGUUUCGAAUGAAAGCUCUGCGACAAAGGAAAUGCAAGCUUUCCAAAGAGAAGCUGCCAAGAAGAACCAAGAUGAGGACAAGAAGAUUGACAAUCUCCAUACCAAAUUCGGACAAUUCAUAGCAGACACUGACACCAAGAUGAAUCAGCUGGAAGCUCAGCUCCAUAAGGGUGAGAGCAACGAAGCCAGAAUCAAUUCCUUGGAUGAGAGGAUGUUCGAAUUGCGUUCCAGCCUCGUUGCAGAAAUGAACAGCAUGUCCCAAUUGCAGUCGAAUGUCGCCGCAGAAAUGCACAGUCGAGACAAGUGGAUGUUGAUCCAGGAAGUUCUGUUGUGCAUUUGCAUGGGCAUUGCCUUUAUGGCAGCACAUCCAAUGCUGCUGAGGUCGCCUCAGUUCAGGCCGUCGCUUCAAGAGCCGUUGCUGGCCACAGACACCCCCAGUUCAGAACAUUCCUUUUCCGUGAUCUCGGCGCAAGCAGUACCGCUGCCACAGCUCUUCUUAAAGCGAACAGCCAUGAGUCUGCAAGAAGGCCCUCCUGUUGCUGCUGAAGAUCUUCGGCCCAACUGUUCCGUGCGUGCCGCUACAGGGGGAUGGCUUGAGGUGGAAGCAGUGACCUUCAAACAUGUCCAGCAGUGCGAUGUGAUUCAGUUGACCUUGGAGGGGGAUGCACCAAAUCUGUGCAUCACUGCACGUCAACGUGUUGCCCGUGCUUCGAGGGAGAAAGAGGUCGUACCCGCUAUGGAAUUGCGCGAAGGGGACUCAAUCUUGUAUCACGGCAGCUGCUUGGAAGUGAAGAAGUUCGAGCGCCAGACUCUCCACAACGUUGAGCUUGUGGAGGUUCUUUUUGAUGCUGACGGAGCAGUGGAGACGCUGGCAGAUGCUGACACCGAUUACAUCGAAUUGCACGAUUCCCUGCAUCUUCCACGGCAUGAGAUCAAAGUAUCGCAGUGGAUUUUGUCGGAGGCAAUUCAGAGGAGAGUUGUCGUUGAUGCAAUUUGCACCUGCAGGGAUAUAGAUGCGAGAGCGAAAGGGGAACAGACGCCGACUGUAUUUUUGGUCAUCUCGAACGUUUGCCUCGGAGUCUACACUUUGGAGUUUUUUCUCCACCUUGCUGUGGGAGGCUUUGGCAUUCUGACUGAUUGGGCGGUCCUUCUUGACAUUCUAGUGAUUCUGAGCGGGAUUGCCGAACUAGUUGUCAGUGCAGCUGUUCCAGACGACCCGUUGAGCGGAAUGAACGUGGUGCGUGCACUGCGGCUUGGAAGGAUUCUACGAUUGACCCGCUUUUUGAGGAAGCUUCGAACUUUUCGAGAGCUCCACAAACUAGCCACUAUGAUGGCAACUUGUGCCAAGACCCUCUUGUGGUCCUUCCUGUUGUGCUUCAUGGCGAUGACCGUCUGGAGCAUGUUAAUGGUGGAAACUGUAAAUCCUUUGCUGCAGGAAUUGCAGGCUGUGUCUGGCACUUUUGACGAAUGUGGAAUGCGCUGCCAACGAUCCAUGACCUCAGUCAUGGAAGCUAACUUGCUGUUGUUCCAGACCGUCAUUGCAGGUGAUGGUUGGGGCGAGAUUGCUGUGCCUCUGAUCCAAGCAUAUCCUGGCUCUGCCAUUAUCUUUAUGGGUUCGUCCUUGACGCUUGUUUUCGGGGUUUUGAAUCUGAUCGUGGCAGUCGUAGUAGACACAUUUGCCGAUGCUCGGCAAAAUGAUAUGCAGAAUUUGGCAGAAGAGAUGGAAGACGAGAUUCAACAUGAUAGGAAGACAUUGGCAAAACUUUUCUCGAGGAUUGAUGCGGACGGUAGCGGCCAGGUGACUUUGGAAGAGUUGAUUGAAGGAGCGCGGAGAGAUUCGGACUUCCAGAGUCGAUUGCGUGUGAUGGACAUUGAUGAAAAUGACCUGCAGAUGCUCUUUGAAAUGAUUGAUCUGGAUGGAUCUGGAGCUAUAGAGGCAGCGGAGUUCAUUGGCCCACUGAGCCGCUGGGCACAUGACUCCAAGACAGCACCUCGCUUUAUCAAAUACAAUUUGAUGCAGACCAUGAAGAUUCAGGAGGAUCUGUAUGACUUGUGCGAAGAUUGUUUCAAAUACCUGGCCCUUCAGAUAGACAAGGUUUUCGGUGAAGUGAAGGGUUUGAAGGAGAUGAAGUCACCGAAGUCCGAGAAGAAAGACAACCUCACGGUUGCAGCCAGAACAGCGAACGAAGAGCAAGUUGGACCUGACAGCUCCAAGGAAGUUGAAGAAAAAGUGGAGAUAAACCCAUCCAAGGAGGUUGGACAGUUGCUGGUCGGGAAAAUUGGUAGUACUACAUUGCCGUCAGAUCCGUCAGGCGCGUCAAGCCUGUCAGGCGCUCACAGUGCCCAAAUCAAUGCUGCACUGGAACGUGCGGUUGCUGACCUGCAAGCUUCAUUGCGAAGACUGGAGGUCUUUUCAGUGGAUGCCAACGAGAUGGUCAAAAAGUGGUCCGAACUGCCAGUCGAUAUGCAGCGUCGAAACAGGCACCAAGAUUUAUCCACCGGGUCGAGUGCUUCCAAGGCUGAUGUGUUCUGGGCGCACUACAUGGACCGUGAGCGCGACACCGGAGCCAAGCGGAAGACACAAAAGCUCGGGCCUCCAGCAUCCCGGACUCGCCGCAGUGGUGCAGCUGGAAGUUCGCCCUCCACUCCAGUCUCGGCUCACUUACCCUUCGGGACCCGAAAGUCGGAUGCGACAUCAGAACUCUCACAUCGUUCAUCAGUUGUUAGGCUGGUCCAUUCGGGGCACCUUGACCUUUCAGACUUCAUGGAGGUGAACGGGAGGGCAGAUCCGAACACGGUCAAUUCUAUUCCAAGGCAUUUGCGGUUGGUUGUGGAAUUGCCCACCGUGAAGCGCAGCAGCGACAUUAAGAUGGAGGUGACGUGCGAUAAUGUCGUUGUCGAGGUAGAGGGCAAGUUCUACUUGGACAUGCCUUUGCCAUAUGAAAUAAACGAGAGCAGUGGCAGUGCCAAAUUUGACAAGGCAAAGCAUACCUUGACUCUAGAGCUCCCUGUGGUGCCUAAGAUGCCAUCACCAGAGGCUUUGGCAGCAGCACGACGCCUUCAAGGCCCAGCGCAGGCCAGCGAAGCAUCAAAGGAGCCAGAUGAGGCCCAAGAUGAUGUGGAAGCCGAGGCACCUGCGCCGAGCAGCAUCACAGUGCCGACGGUGCUCACCGAAGAGGCACUGAAAGGGGCGAAAAUCGAAGCAGAUGGAAUUCGAAUUCAGAUGAGAAACAAGUCAUUCGAAUUCAUUCGACAGGUGGAACAUAUCGAAACGAUAACAAUUUGGAAGCUGAAACCCGACACUGGGCUGCGAGAUUUGGACAUGGCAGUGGAUCGAGCUGUGACACCCAGAAGCAGAAAGACGGAUGCUGUCUCCGCCUCUGGUGGCUGGUCUCAGACUGGAAGCGUUUGGUAUUUGCAAUCAGACGCGCUACAACACCGCCCUGGGGACUCAAAGCGAGGGUCCGCUGCUCCCGAGCCGAGUGAAAGACGUCCGGAGGGUCCUGGAACUGAGUGGACGCCCGCGGCACCACCAGCACCACCGUCACCACGGGCGGAGACAGCUUCACCUACACGCCCGGUCCAGAUGACUGGCUCCAGGGCAGAGGCGGAGUCCCCGAAGUGCAAGCGCUGUGAACUUAGUGCCAUGGAGGUGAACAUCAUUGCCCAGGCCUUUGUUGGUUUCUGUGCCAAAGUCCUCAGCUGGGCCCACGACCUUAGCCGCCGAAAGCGUGAAGUGCUGGCCACCACAGUGCUGGACAACGCACGUGAGCUGCAGGAGUAUGCGUUGCCGUGCCAACAUUUAAGCCCAGAGAUUCGCUUCCUCAGCGAAGAAGUGAAAGACGUUCAGUACGAUGGAGAAGAUCAUGACGACAACUUUGAUGCGUUGAAGCGACACAUGCAACAGCUUUCGGAGGAUUACGCCCGAGUAGUAGAGGACAACCACGCAUUGAGACAAGAGCUUAAGGGGCGAACUGAAGAGUUGCAGCAGAUGGAAAAGAAGCUCAAUACGGCCCGUGAAGCUCAGUCCGAGUCUCCAAGGAAGGCCUCCCGAGUCUCAGUGGAGUUUGAAAGCGCCAAGGUCCAAGAAGAUGUACCAGAGGCAUUGGACCUGGAGUUUGACAGCAAGAGCAUCGCUGUGGCUCCAGAGGUACUGGGUGUGUUUGCAACUUUGCAAUGGAUUUGUGCUGAGCAGGCCUUUGUCCAUGAGAUGAGGAACUCACAGGGUGUUCCAUUCAAGUCGCUCUCCAAGCUUCAGCUGAGCAUCAUUCUGGCAACACCAAAGCUGUUGCAAAUCAAAGGGCCGGUGCAUGAGGAGAUUUUGGCAGCUUUGCAGCCCAAGGGCAUCGCUGUGAUGGGCUGUGAAGGGAGGGUGCAGGGCACCCCACGUCCGUCCACCUCAUUGCAAAGCAGUGGCGCAUCCAAGACACAAAGCCGUGCUGACGAACCCUGGAGCGAAGUAAGCGCAGUGGGCGCAGUGCCAUCCAAGUCAGUGCCCAGGGCAGCUGCUGUGCCGCCCGUGCGUCCACGGCGUAUUACUUGGCCAGCAAAAGGCCGUGCGAGCAUUUCCGGUGCGAAGAACGUGGUGCGACUCUUGUGGGAUGGCUUGAGUCCAGAGCACAUCCUAUUGGAGACCUUUCGAGAAGAGCUCUUAAAUCGAUUCCGCCUUCUGGGGUAUCCGCAAGCCAGGAUGUCGGUGUUGUCGCUUGACAACGUGCAAACUCCUGAACGAAUGCUUGGCAAAGUGCUGGUACAAGUGCAUGCCGGGCCUGAAUGGAUCAUGGCCACGCCGCCCAUCAGUGAGGAAGAUGACCUGCAAUACUUCAAGGCACUUCCCUUGACAUCUCUUAAGAUCAUGGGCUGCCAGACACAGGUCAUUGAUGCCACAGUGCCGGAGACAGCCCCUGCAGCUGCUCAAGCAGAAGAGGCUGCAACUGAAGCAGGCCUGGAAGCAGGAGACUCAAAGCCAGAGGCCGCAGAAGAAGCGGUCCCAGUCGAAAAGCCACAGGCAGAAGCUCCGUGUGACGCACCGAAAGAUGUGAGCUCCGCACUUUUACAGAAAUACUAUGCGAAACACGCUGAAGAGGCCGAGGUCAUACCUCCAGAGGCCAAGCCUGAGGUGCCCGAGGUGCCCGUUGAGGCUGAGGUAAAGCCCCCAGAGGCUUCAAAAGCAGAGGCAGACACGGCAGACACGGCAGACAUUGCAGACACUGCUGCAGACGCGCAACAGCAUGCUAAAGAGGAAGCCAAAGAGGAAGCUGGAGAGGGCAAAGAGGAGGCCAAAGGGGAUGGCCAAGAGGAAAAAGCAGGUCAGGAAGAGACCGAAAUGCCUUCAGCCCAAGAACAAGCUGAACCAGAGUCUGCCAAAGAGACACCGCAGGAAUCUGAUCCGGACCAGGCUGUCAAGGGUGAAGCUACGGAAGCUCCGCAAGAGGAGGCGAAAGAAGCAGAAGCUGAAUUAACUCCACCUGCCCCGACCGAGACACACACUGAGGUAAAGGAAGGUGAGCAGACUGAAGAGUCAUCCGGCAAUGCCCAGAAGAAUGAACAGGAAGAUGUCGAACCCAAAAAAGAGGAGGAUGCGGCCAAUUCAGAGGAUGAGAUUCACUCUGAGAUGAAACUCCGAUACCUCAUCGCCGCAUCGCUUUACAUUGACGUCCAGGAGAAGGAUCAAAGCUGGCCCGUGACAUCUGACCACUUCGAGUUGGUUCAGAAGGCAGACAGAGCCGGAGACGAACUUGAAGAUCCUGAAGCAGGCGCACCCUUGGAUUUGGAGGAAGAGCCUGAGGCAACUGAGGAAACCAAGGAGGCUGAUCCGGUCAACGCGCUUCCCGAGGUGGAAGGCACUUCACCUGGGCAGGAGCUGCAAAAGACUGUUGAGGAACCACAAGAGGCUCAGCGGCCACUCUUGGAGCUGGAUCAAGGAGCCUCCCUGAGAAUUGUGGAGCCACAGGCCAUUGAGGAGCUGCCCGAGGGAUCCACGGUGGAAGAGAUGGAGGAGCCUAUGGACAUGCCAAGCUUCUGUGCAGCUGACAGCUUUGAGGGUGCUAGACAAGGCUACUUCUUUGGCACCGGCAGUGAGGGCCUGGGCUACUACCGGGAUUUACGACAGUCUCAACGGCCAAGACCCCCCAGGCCGGCGGAGACAAUUGCCAUCCAGAAACCACUAGUGGAGGAGGUGGAGGUCACGCCAGCCACUCUGCCUGAGUAUGCUAAGCAGUUUGUGGAGGUGUCCUCGGCGCUGACAAAGCGGCUUCCUGCUGAUGAAGUCGAGGUAAUAAUGGAGGAGCCUGAGCUCCUUCAUCGUGUGGGUCGGCAGAACCUGCUGCUCCAAAUACCUUUGCCUGGUCAGGAAUUUGUAGAUCUUCGUCUCAGCUCAGUUGGGCGCCGCCUUACAUUGUCCUUUUGUGCAAGGCCCGUGGAAGGUGCAAGCCUCAGUUUGCUGCGACAUUUGAUUGUCCCGCGAUUGUGCAGUCUUGCGCUUUACAGAAUGAUGGCCAAGCUUGGAUGUGCCUUGGCUUUGGCUUCCCUAUCUUCCCUCAUCAAGGCUAAUGCUGAGACCGAAGCCGAUCUCUUCAAGGAGGUGAACGCGAUGCAACUGGCAUUGGCAGAUCAGAAGAAGAUGCUUGAGACCAAUACACUCAACAUGGACAGCUUCGACAAGUCCCGGCGACUGCAAUCCACUUAUGUGACAAAGAGUGCGUUCGAUACAGCAGUCACACCUCUUCUGGAAAAGUACUAUAGUUUCACUGGAGCCCUCGAUUCAGCUUGGCUCUGCCUUUGUGGUGCCCUGGUCAUGUUCAUGCAUGCCGGGUUCGCUAUGUUGGAGACCGGAAGCUGCCGCGCAAAGAAUGCGUCCAAUGUCCUCAUGAAGAAUUUGGUUAAUGUUUGCGUCGGUACUUUGGGUUGGUGGGCCUUUGGCUGGGCUUUCGCAUAUGGUGACGAGGCGAAAUCAGCCGGUGGCAAUGGUUUCAUUGGGGCAAGUGGCUUCUUUGGCUGGGACUUCUACACGAGAGAUGGUAGCACAGGAGCUAUCACACCUGUUGCAUCUUGCGACGUUGAGGGCUGCCAGAGCAAGAUGCUCUCCUGGUUCUUCCAAUGGGCCUUCUGCACCGCAGGUGCCACCAUUGUCAGUGGUGGUGUUGCAGAACGUGUAAAGAGCCCAACCUACGCAGCCUACGCCUUCUUCAUGACAAGCUUCAUCUACCCAGUGAUUGUUGCUUGGACCUGGGGUUAUGGCUGGAUUAGCACCAUUUUCGAUUCAGUCGGCUUCAUGGAUUUUGCCGGAUCCGGCAUUGUGCACCUGACUGGUGGCGUUUCUGCCCUUGCUGGCACAGUGGUGUUGGGACCUCGCAAGGGCCGAUUCGAACGCCCUGAUGAGUUUGAGGCCCACAACCUUCCACUUGUGGUCCUUGGCACCUUUUGCCUGUGGUUCGGAUGGUAUGGUUUCAACCCUGGAUCCACCUUGGGCAUGAGGAGUGGCUCGACGGGCGCGAUGGCAGCACAGGUGGCUAUGAACACGACCAUCUCGGCAGCCACUGGUGGCCUGUGCGUUUUCUUGUUCCGGGCAUUCAUCACUGGAAAGUAUGAUGUCGGUGGCCUUUGCAACGGCAUUCUGGCCGGUUUGGUGUCGAUUACUGCUGGCUGUGGCAGCAUGGAAUGUGGCAGCGCUUGCUUCACCGGCUUCAUGGGUGCACUUGUGUAUCAAGGCGCCUCCAUGUUGCUGCAAAAGUUGCAUAUAGAUGACCCUGUGGAUGCCAGCCCAGUCCACGGUUUCUGCGGCAUUUGGGGAGUGUUGGCUGCCAGCCUCUUCGACUGGGGCGCAGGCAUGAACCACUACCAUGGCUGGAAUGGAUUCGACUGCAUGACAGACGAUGCGAACGUAUGCAGGCAAAACAUUGGAGGAACUGGAGUGGCUGCCAACAUUAUCCUGAUCCUUAUGGUCAUCGUUUGGGCUGGAAGCUUCUCCUUUUUGGCUUUCUUCAUCCUCAAGAAAACUGGCUUGCUGCGAAUUGAUGAGGAGACCGAAUCUACCGGCCUUGACAUCAAGCACCACUCUCCUCCGAAGGCCUACCAGAUGGCAAGCUCCACCGGUGGAGUUGCUGCAAGCGAGCACUCCCCGGCUAAGGCAUAUGGACCAGUCUGA
Molecule: messenger RNA, 9960 nt
Organism: Cladocopium goreaui
Lineage: Eukaryota; Dinophyceae; Suessiales; Symbiodiniaceae
Source: the annotation of a GenBank genome assembly